GGUAAAAUGUUAUGGUGAAAUGUAGCAAUCAGCUCCAAAACUAUAAACAAGGAAGGUUUGUUACAAGUUGGUCCACCAUGAUCCUAAAAUGGCGAGCAUAUUGCAGAGGAGAUUGCCCCAGGAAGAAACACGGAUUUUUCGUGAACGAUACCUUUCAUUCCUCCUUAACAAAUUACAGACAAAAAUCAAAAAUAAAACCAAACCAAAAGUACGUGUUUUGUCUCCAUGGCUCUCAUCACUCGAACCGGAACCACGUGCCGCCUCCCUCAGCGGCUAGCUUCAGCGUCUCUCCUCCACAGCAGUUCCUCCGGAACGGUGGCUCCGACGAGUUAUUGUGCGCCGGCUCCGCCGGCGAAGUCCUCCCCCGUGGGGUUGUCGAAGCCGGCGGAGUUCGUAAUCUCGAAGGUCGACGCGCUCAUGAACUGGGCCCGCGUGGGGUCCAUCUGGCCCAUGACGUUUGGGCUGGCCUGCUGCGCGGUGGAGAUGAUGCACACGGGCGCGGCCCGUUACGAUCUGGACCGGUUCGGAAUCAUCUUCAGGCCCAGCCCGCGCCAGUCCGAUUGCAUGAUCGUUGCUGGCACCCUCACCAACAAGAUGGCCCCAGCUCUUCGCAAGGUUUAUGAUCAAAUGCCAGAACCAAGGUGGGUGAUAUCAAUGGGAAGCUGUGCCAAUGGAGGAGGAUAUUACCACUAUUCAUACUCAGUUGUGAGAGGAUGUGACAGGAUUGUUCCUGUUGACAUAUAUAUCCCAGGUUGUCCUCCAACUGCAGAGGCUUUACUCUAUGGUCUCCUCCAGCUCCAGAAGAAGAUCAAUAGGCGCAAGGACUUCCUCUGGUGGUGGACAAAGUGAAGCAGAACUAUUGCUUCUUCCAUACCUUUUCUACAUCAUAUCUUAUAGCAAUAAUAAUCACCAUUUCCUUUUCUUUCAAUGCAUUUUUGGUUUGGAUCCGAAGCUGAACUUACUUAGACUAGUUUUUAUUCCUAAUACCUUAGCUUCCAACCACAAUCCGAACAUGUAUUAGAAAGCUUCUGGAUUUCAAAUGUUUCUGUGUUGAUAUAUAAAUCAUAAAUCUCUGUGAAUAAAUGACCGCCACCUGGCAUGUCUUGUGUAAUGGAAAUUUUCUAUGU
This is a messenger RNA of Vigna radiata var. radiata (mung bean), 1127 nucleotides long. Its product is annotated as NADH-quinone oxidoreductase subunit B 1-like. The transcript has 2 exons. Gene Ontology annotation, biological process: aerobic respiration; electron transport coupled proton transport; mitochondrial respiratory chain complex I assembly. Gene Ontology annotation, molecular function: quinone binding; NADH dehydrogenase (ubiquinone) activity; 4 iron, 4 sulfur cluster binding. The record is from RefSeq and is a predicted model, not a curated record. The coding region runs from base 226 to 849 and encodes 207 amino acids. Lineage: Eukaryota; Viridiplantae; Streptophyta; Magnoliopsida; Fabales; Fabaceae.